This is a messenger RNA of Aegilops tauschii subsp. strangulata, 2867 nucleotides long. RefSeq lists its product as uncharacterized. Gene Ontology annotation, molecular function: DNA binding. Lineage: Eukaryota; Viridiplantae; Streptophyta; Magnoliopsida; Poales; Poaceae. The record is from RefSeq and is a predicted model, not a curated record.
CAAUACCGCGGCAUGCAACUAGGCCUUGACCUUGUUCUCCUUAGUUGCAAGUCCACCCUCAACUCGCAACUACGCUUGAUUUUUCUGUCCAAGUGGGAAGUCCACCCUCGACAUGCAACUAAGCUUGAUUUUUUUGUCCAAGUGGGAAGUCUACCAUCGACACGCGACUAGGGGGUCCAGCUCCUUUUUUUGUCCUAGUUUCAAUCACCGGCAAUGAACGAGCACCCUUGAGCACAUUGUUGAAACAUUCAACCAGGUUGCUCGUCAUGUCGCCAGAUCGCCUACCUCCAUCGUCAUGAGCGCGUGCCCACUUGUGCUUCUCAUUGAAAUUCCUAGUUCGUUUUCCAGGAAAUUGCCUGGUCUGUUCAUUUUACACCGGUCUUUAGUGCUUACAGAACCACCCCGGUCCUGAUUUCUUUUUUCUUUUUGAACUACGGUUUGGUUGUCGGUCGGAGAAAACACAGAGUCAAAACAAACGGACAAAAGAAAACAACAACACAAGUUUCUAAAAAAAAGAGGAACAAUCAACCUAUGACAUCACUUAGAUGUGACAUCAUCUAUAUGUACAGACACACAUUCAUAUGUUAGGCUUAUGCAUAUGUCAAUUAUUUGUGAGAUCAUUACAAACAGUGCGAGGUUACUCAGUACACAAUUACGAUGUACUACUAUAAGAGCAUUAUAGACUUCACAUGUCAUAAAUAAGAAAGUAGUCUCAAAUCAUAUAUAAAAACCGAAAGAAAAUGGCGAGUAAUAGGCGCCGGCGGACCGGCUGGAGGUUCGGCCGGUCGCGUACGGGCCCUAGGAUUAGAUUGAUGUCAGGCCUUAGAUCCGUCAGUUAACCCCCACAGAAACACAUCUUCUCCAAAACGCCCACUCCUCUCUUAUCCAUCCAGCGCACGCGCUUGCCGUCGGAAAAAAACCUCCGCCAGAAGAAAUCGGGCCACCGGCCGGCGUUACUCGGCAGCAGCACCGCCCCUGGCUCAUUGGCCAGCGCCACUUGCACCAGCGCCGCCGAAGAUUAGUAGCAUCUACUGGCGUCGCGUAGCAGCCAUCCUCGUUGCCGGUUGCAUCGCCGCUCGCGUCGGAGCACCGUGUCCCCGGCCGCAGCACCGGCGAACGCCCCCGCUGUCCUUGCAGCUAGCUGCAACGCUCGCUACCGUCGUCGCAUCUUUUUCAUCUAGAGUUGAAGCAUAUUGCGUGCGUCACCGUUCGUAGCCCCAUGCGUCACGGCUUGUAGCAAUCGGCUGCCGGCAUGGUCGUGGUCCGGUUGCAAAUCUCCACAGUCAACGCUCGCACCCCCAUGGAUGCAAAAAAAAGCGGGACGGAGGAGGUCGUUCGAGGGAAAGGGAGAGAGAGAAGGAUGGAGGAGGUUCUCCAGCAUAGUAUGGAGUCAUGGGGAACCAGCGCCGGGUAGAUGCACCAUGGGCGAGAUGCACAUGAACUCCAGAGGAUGAAGAAGAUGACUCAGCGUUCGUGGAAGAAGAUAAAUAAAGUAUAAAAAAGGAGAUGCGGUGUGUUGGCCUCAUGGCACUUGGGCCUGCAGAUAAUAAGUGCGGCAGCUGCGUAGUCUGAUCCAACGAUGAGCGCGCGACCGGCGCAACGCUUAGCCGGUCGUCCGGCCUCAAACAUUUCCCAAAGAAAAUAGAGUAUUUCUGCAGUUCUAGCGACCCUAUCGAAUUGGUGCGUGUCGCCCCUCCUCCUCUGUCCCUCGCAGAGACGCGCCGCCGCAGCCCUCACCGGCGUCACCGCGAGCACCAGCUCGCUGCCCGUGCCGACCACCACCCGCUCGCCUUCUACUACCUGUCAUUCCUCCUCGACCCUCCUCGCCCUCACCCGCCUUCCUCUCCGAGACUCCGACCCGACCAGCACCUCCUCCUCCCCUCUCCCUUCAUGCGGCGGCGCGCUUCGACGGCCGACCGGCGCAUCCUCCCGCCUCCUCUACCUCCCCGCCGGCUUCCGCGUCGACCGCGACGACCUCGAGGUGCUCAGGCUGCUGUCUCUGUACAGGAGCUGGAGCAAGGGAAGGUGCUUGACCCCGUGCAGUACUUGGUUGGGGAUGGAGGCUCCGUUCAACGCCGCGCACAAGGCAAUGCGCUGCUCGGUGGCUAUGCCUAUGCGGAGUCCAUUGGCAGCAACAAUGAGUGAACUGACUGACUGGGAUGUGCCGGGAGGAGGAGCUCAUGUGGUGGCCGGAGCUGAGCGCGCCGAGGAUUUCAUCCUCACGAACAGGUGGCUCAGGAAGGUGGACCUGCCUGGCAGGAUCGCCUUCAUGAGCGUGCCUCGUUCAAGGGGACGAUCUCCGAGGCAGGGCCACGAGGAGGGGGCCAGGGAGCCGCUGCGCUUCUACCAGCAGAUCAAGGACAACGAGGACCUCGCCAUGCUCGUCGUGCCUCCCAAGUUUGUGGAGGUGAUGAACACCUGGCUGGUCAUCAAUCGGCUCCCGCGCGUGGUCAGGCUGUCGGCGAACAAGCGGUGCGUGUUCUGGAUGCAGGUCCAGAACUUCGAGGGGCACAUGGUGCUUGGCCGAGGCUGGAACUACUUCUGCCGCCGCCACCGGAUCGUCCCCGGCGACCUCGUCGUUGUGCACAUCUCAGGACUCUGACUGAAGGUUCAGAUCUACAACCACGACUCCUCGGUCAUGUGCAGGUUUCGUUGCAGCAAGCACAAUUGCGUUGGUAACAUCGAGCAGGCUAUGUAGUUAACUUAAGUAAGGUGUUAGUGGAGAACUUUUAUGGUGUGCGACGAGACUUGUGUUGGUAACUUGUUCAUAUUUUGGCCAGGAGCAGCAUCCUGGCAUGGAGCAGGGAAGGAGGAUGCCCCUGCUUUUAAUCUAGACUUAUGCUAUGUAGUUAAGUAGUUUGCUGUCA